This is a messenger RNA of Meleagris gallopavo (turkey), 1409 nucleotides long. Lineage: Eukaryota; Metazoa; Chordata; Aves; Galliformes; Phasianidae. The record is from RefSeq and is a predicted model, not a curated record.
UGGCUUUCUUCUCGUUUCCCUUCUCAGAUGAGAUGGAGCAGUCUCCUGCAGUGCGUUCUGACUACUUGGUCUCAGGGAUUAGAACUCCGCCAGUGAGGAGAAACAGCAAACUGGCAACACUGGGCAGGAUCUUCAAACCAUGGAAGUGGCGGAAAAAGAAAAACGAGAAGUUAAAGCAGACCUCUGCAGUGCUGGAGAAGAAGAUGACAGCACGACAAGGUCGGGAUGAACUCAUUAAGAAAGGCCUUCUGGAAAUGAUGGAACAGGAUACUGAAGGAAAAGCCUGCACUGGUGAUGAUGCCACAAGAGCAACACAGAGUGAGACUCCAGCUUGUGUGCCCGUGUGCCAGGCACUCGACUCUGAAGAGAUGCAGCAAGAGAGUACAACAGCAGCCACAACAGAUGUAACCUCACUUAGUGAAGAGCUGCAUUUGGAUGAGCAGAAAGAAGAUGCAGCCAAGAAACCUUCAGCACCCAAGGAAGAAUUGGAAGAUGCCAGUCUGCCAGCAUCUGAAGACAGUCCACAAGCCUUACUUGUACCUGAAACCACAGAUUCUCCCCAGAAACUGACAGAAGGAAAUCCAGCACAGCUUCCCAGCCCUCCAUUGCUCCCAGCUCCACCACCUAAGGCAAUCUCCAAAAUCACAAAGAGUGUAACAGGAAGCGACACAGAUGACCCAGCCAUGAAGUCUCCUCCUUCCACUAUCCUGAAGAAUUAUGUAGUUGUUGGCUCCUCUCAAAUCUCAGGACAAGCUGCCCUCUUCCAUUCCUCUGGCCAGAAAAGCUCCGAGUCGCACGUCAGAGGACAGGUAACAACGCCGACUGGCUCCCCUCACCUGGCUGCUGUCCACCUGCCUUUACCUCCCAGCAGAGUCAUUGAAGAACUCCACAGGGCUCUGGCCACCAAACAUCGGCAGGACAGCUUCCAUGGAAGAGAAAGCAAAGGCUCUCCAAAAAAAAGAGUGGAUGUGCGUCCAUCCAGAACGUCUAGCAUUGAGCGCAACAAAGAAAAGGAGAAUUCCCUGAAUUACAGCAGUGAUUCAGAAAAUAAGAGGAAUUCAGUUAAAGAGUCGGAUGAGAACAAAGAAAACAUGAUAAUGAACUCAGAGCUUAAGGAAGACUCCGUUUUUUAUCAGGAUGAGGAAGUUUUGAAUGACUCCAUUAUUUCUGAACGAACAGUAAAAAUUCAAGAAAAUAAAUGUCAGGAUUCAAUUGAGUUAAAACAGGAACUUUUGUCAGGAACUGCAGAGACCAAGCAUGAAAAAGGAAAGGAUAUCAAGGUAGAUAAUGUAGUGGUAGAUGAAGUCUGCCUAUUUUAUAAAGAUUUUCCUGGUGUUCAUAUAAUUUAUACUCCUCUUCUUGACCGGUAUUAUUAUUUUAGCCGAGCUCUGUCCAGGAGAUUUCAAUGA